UGCUUCUGCUUCUGACUUCAUCCAGUCAGUGCAUCGCUGACCGUCAUACAGUCGGCCGGUUCGAUUUUUGUGUGCGUGGUUGGGUGUCUUUCUCGUCGUCCGGUGGUGAUCGAGCGCGGUUGAAUUUUGGGCGAUCGAGUUGUUUGUGUUUUUUCGGAUUUGUUUACAUUUUUUUAACUGCCUGCUACAUGGUUUCUGCCAGUUUGUUUGGGUUUCCAUUGUUGACUGGCUUGUUGCAUCUUGCACGCGAACCCAUCCUGGCUGGUAGUGGAUGGAAAACGUGAAAAUCGACGCCUGCGUGUUGAAAAUUUCUUGUGUUUCCGAGUGAAUGUUUGUCAUUGCCGAUUGUAAUGUGCCCUCAUUUAUUGUGUUCUUCGACGAAGGCCAGUGGUUACAACGGGUGUGAUUAGAUUUGAGUGAUUUGCGAAGCAAGAAUCGAUUAAUUCUAGUUUUAUUGAAGUUAAUUGUCCACAGUCACGAAAGUUCCACACAUCUGUUCGAAAAAGUGCAUAAGUUGCAGCGUUUCCGGUGUUCAAGUGUCACCUGUUUGGAUGUCGGUUUCAAAUUUCAAAACGUAAACAGAGUCAACCCGACGACGAGCAGUAGCAGCGUGUGAUUGGAUGAUUCAUCGUGGAUUCUGCGCAAGGACAUCGCUGCCAGGAUAUGCAGGACCGGGUUUUUAUGAAUGAAAGCGUGUGACCCUUCGGGAUCUCCCCUGCGUGCCGACAGGAUACGCGACAUCAAUGUCUCGCCGUUGACGCCAGCUUUCUGUGUAGCUUCCCCGCACCUACCCCGCGUGGUCUGAAAUCAGCUGCUUUUACUACAUCUUGGAAUUACGUAUCGUCCAGAACCAGGGCGCCAGGUCCAGUCCAAACGAACCUGGUCAAGGUUUUCUUUUUUUUUGUGAAGUGCAAUAAAAAAGUAAAAGGCGCAUUUAAAUCGUGAAGUGUCGUAUAUCUCUGGCCGGAGAAUGUGGUGCAUCAGCUCGUGUCUUGGAAAGAGCGAAAUUAAUUAAAGGAAGGUGUCGGCUCAGUGCCGUCUCACUGCGAAUCCAGUUCUGGUUGGGGGGAAAAAAGAUAGGUGGAGCGAAGAAGAGAGAAAUCGCAAACCAAGCAGGAAAAAGAAAUAAGUUUGGAAGUGUUCUGCCGCCGGUGGCUUGGUUCGUGUUGUGGUUACUGAGUUAGCAUAAAAAUUAAUACGAAAAAAAAGGUUCACCUUCAAAGAAGGGAUCAGUGAGUGCAUAAAGUGUGAGGAAGCUUCCCCAAGAAGAUCGACGACGAUGGCUCGGUUUGGUAGUAGGCGAAAUGUCUCGGAUCGUUAUACCCUUUCGAGGAUGCUCUGCAUAGCGAGGAUCGUUUUGAUAGUGAUGGCCCACUGCUGUACAAUUGUUCUGGGGAAGCCGUUCGUGCCUUCUCGAUCGAGUGGGAAUCAGGCGAAAGCGUGGGACUUCGAUGAUAAUGUGCAAAACUACCUGAUGGAGUUUGGUUAUUUGCCCAAAUCGAACAUCGAAACGGGCAACUUACGGACAAUGGAGCAGCUGCAGGAAGCGGUGCGAUUGUUUCAGAACUUUGCGAACCUGGACCCGACGGGUAAAAUCGACCAGGACACGCUGGAGCUGAUGCGGAAGCCCCGCUGCGGGGCUCCCGAUCUGCCCAGCUCCCGCGAUUUUAUGCCAUCGAACAGUCUCAGCCCGUUGCAGUUCCAGCAUCAUCGGCGGCACCGGCGCUUCGUCAUCCAGGGCCAGAAGUGGGAGCAUCCCAUCGUAACUUGGAGGUGAGUUGCACAUGGAAAGGCCAA
Messenger RNA from Aedes albopictus (Asian tiger mosquito), 1797 nucleotides. Its product is annotated as matrix metalloproteinase-2-like. Gene Ontology annotation, molecular function: metalloendopeptidase activity; zinc ion binding. Gene Ontology annotation, cellular component: extracellular matrix. Gene Ontology annotation, biological process: collagen catabolic process; proteolysis; extracellular matrix organization. Lineage: Eukaryota; Metazoa; Arthropoda; Insecta; Diptera; Culicidae. The transcript is spliced from 4 exons. The coding region runs from base 1280 to 1777 and encodes 165 amino acids. The record is from RefSeq and is a predicted model, not a curated record.